Anolis sagrei ordinatus is the source of this 3317-nucleotide messenger RNA. It is a transcript of the gene PDE3A, whose product is annotated as phosphodiesterase 3A. Gene Ontology annotation, molecular function: calmodulin-activated 3',5'-cyclic-GMP phosphodiesterase activity. NCBI's taxonomy places the organism in Eukaryota, Metazoa, Chordata, Lepidosauria, Squamata, Anolidae. Gene Ontology annotation, cellular component: cytosol. The record is from RefSeq and is a predicted model, not a curated record. Gene Ontology annotation, biological process: positive regulation of oocyte development; oocyte maturation.
AGAGCAGGAGGGGCACCCGAGUCUGAUGUGUUUUAAUUCACUUAAAAUGUAAAAGCUCUCAAUUAUAUAUAACGGAGGUGCUGCAAUUUACCCUCCCAGUUCCUAAGCAACAGCUAUUUUCAGAUGGAGUGCGUCUGGUGUUGUCUACCUACUCCAUGCGUAUAUGAGGUAAUUCAUCAGUGAAGGCUGACUCCCCACCAUCAUCCCACUCUUCUCCCUUGGCUACUUCCGAUUGAGGGAUCAAGGCUCGCGAACCGAGGAAGAAUUGCGACAAGCAAACAAACAAAACACUAACAAAAAAAAUCAAACUCCAUCAUCUCCAAACUUCGUUGCAACCUCUUUGCAAACGUAAAACUUCUGGGAUCCUUGGAAGUUGAGCAAUGCAAGUUACAGGUUUGGAAGUAACAUCUUUGCCAUUGGUUUGAGAUUCUUCAGAGGAAAAGCUACUGUGAGCAAAACCAUGAAACGGAGACCUUUGCUCUUAUUGAAGCGUCGAUGGGAGUCCAUCCCAGUUACCAAACAGUCGUCAGGCACCAGUAUUACAGUUGAUAUUGCUGUCAUGGGAGAGGCACAUGGACUCAUUACAGAUCUUCUGGCAGAUCCUUCCUUACCACCCAAUGUCUGCACCUCCUUGAGAGCAGUGAGCAACCUGCUUAACACACAAUUAACUUUCCAAGCUAUUCAUAAGCCAAGGGUGAACCCACUGGCAUCCUUCAGUGAGAACUAUAGCUGCUCUGACUCAGAGGAAUGCUCAGAAAAGGGAGAGAAGCUAAAGCGCAUCCGGAAAAAUCUGCCACCAGGCCUUCUACGCCGAGUGUCAUCUACUUGGACAACAACCACAUCUGCCACUGGUUUACCCACUUUGGAGCCAGCACCAGUGAGAAGAGACCGUAGUGCUAGCAUCAAACUUCAUGAUACGUCAUCAUCCAGCUCUGAUUCUUGGAACAACCCCCUCCUGAUGUCAAUCACCAAAAGCAGGUCUUUUUCUGCCUCCUAUGCAAUGUCUGCUGCCAACCAUCUGAACUCCAAAAGGCCUAACCGACAAGGCAUCCCACCAAAUAUUUCACCUCUCACUUCCCCAAGCCAUUCUCCCAUCCACGGUACUCCAGCCAACAGUCCCACGAGCAAGACCUCCAAUGAACAAUUCCCAGAAUCAACCGUCACUGCCUCUAAGCAGACCAUCAAGUCCCACAAGGUUUUAGGGUGCACUCAGAGCGCGCCUGCAAUAGCAGAGCCUGUCCCCCCCUCCCCUGUCAUCUGCAGCAGCUGUGGCAGGCCAUAUAACCAAAUAGAUCCUGGGGAGGGAACAUUAGACAGAAGUGAUGGAACAGCACACACCUUGAACAGAACAGAUGAUCCAGCCCAAGCCACCUCUGACUAUGAAACAAACAACAGCGACAGCAGUGAUAUUGUGCAAAAUGACGAUGAGACAGAUUGCUCUAAGGAGCAGGCACAGAUGGACUCUAACUGCAGAACAUAUACUCCAGAGACGAUCAUAUUGCAUCCCCUGUUACCGCCUGAGGAAAAACCUAUUCUUGCCCCAGAGCCUCUCAUUAUGGACAAUUUGGACCCUCUUAUGGAUCAACUAAAUAAUUGGAAUUUCCCAAUCUUUGAUUUGGUAGACAAGAUAGGCAAGAAAUGUGGCCGGAUCCUAAGCCAGGUAUCCUAUAGGCUCUUUGAGGACAUGGGGCUGUUUGAAACCUUUAAAAUCCCUGUGAAAGAGUUCAUGAACUACUUCCAUGCUUUGGAGUGUGGAUACCGAGAUAUACCUUAUCACAACAGGAUCCAUGCCACUGAUGUCCUUCAUGCUGUUUGGUAUCUGUCAACCCAGUCUAUACCAGGCCUCCCAACUGUGAUUAAUGACCACGGGUCAGCAAGUGAUUCAGAUUCUGAUAGUGGGAUCACUCACGGCCACAUGGGAUAUGUAUUGUCGAAAACGUAUGCACCAGCGGAUGACACAUAUGGCUGCUUGGCUGGCAACAUCCCUGCCCUUGAACUGAUGGCUCUUUAUGUAGCUGCCGCCAUGCAUGAUUAUGAUCAUCCAGGAAGAACCAAUGCCUUUUUGGUUGCAACCAGCGCUCCUCAGGCUGUAUUAUAUAAUGACCGCUCUGUUCUGGAGAACCAUCAUGCAGCGGCUGCAUGGAACCUCUUCAUGUCCAGGUCAGAAUAUAACUUCUUAGUCAACCUCGAUCAUGUGGAAUUCAAGCACUUUCGCUUCCUAGUUAUUGAAGCAAUAUUGGCCACUGAUCUGAAGAAGCACUUUGACUUUGUUGCCAAAUUCAAUUCCAAGGUGAAUGAUGAUGUUGGCAUUGACUGGACGAAUGAGAAUGACCGCUUGCUGGUUUGUCAAAUGUGCAUCAAACUGGCUGACAUAAAUGGCCCAGCAAAACAUAAAGACUUGCAUCUACGAUGGACAGAAGGCAUUGUUAACGAAUUUUAUGAACAGGGUGAUGAAGAAGCCAGCUUAGGCCUCCCGAUUAGCCCAUUCAUGGAUCGUUCUGCUCCUCAGUUGGCAAACCUACAGGAAUCCUUCAUCACUCACAUUGUGGGGCCGCUGUGCAAUUCCUACGACUCGGCAGGACUGAUGCCAGGGAAAUGGGUUGAAGACAAUGAUGAUUUGGGAGAUACAGAUGAACCAGACGAAGAAGAUUCAGCAGAUAUGGACACCUGUGAAAAUCCAGAGUCAAGGAAGAAGAGGAGGAAAAUCUUCUGCCAGAUAACUCAGCACCUGCUUGAGAACCAUCAGAUGUGGAAGAAAGUCACAGAGGAAGAAGAAAGGAAAGCCGGGAUAGAAAAGCAAGCUCUGGAGCAACCAGCAACGUUGCACCCAUCCUCUGAACAAAUUGAGGCAAUUAAAGAGGAGGAGGAAGACAACAAAGGGAAGAUGAAGUCGGAAGAGGACAGCACAAUUCCAGAAACGAACCAGUGACAAUGAUAGGAUUCCGAGCAGUAUUUGAAGACAAGGAUGACUUGCAUACCAGUUCCUUUUACAAGCCAGCACAACAUUUUAGACACAACACUGUAGAAAUAUGGGGGGAUGCACCUACAGCUAUUUAGGUUGUUUCUCUUUCCUUUUUUUUAAAAAAAGAGUGGGGUUCAUUGUUUAAACUCCUCUGCUCAACAGAAGCUUUCACACUGCAACACCGACUUUUACAGACUUUCGUAUGGGGUGGGGAAUUAUAAAUAUAUAUAAUUAUAUAUAUAUAUAUUAUAUAUAAAAUAUUAGCCUGAUUUUAUCAGCUGCAUAUUUCUUUGGUUUUUUAAAAUGAUAUAUUAUGGUAACUGUGACAUUAAAAGAAAAGGGAGAAAUCUCAAAA